Molecule: messenger RNA, 641 nt
Organism: Pistacia vera
Lineage: Eukaryota; Viridiplantae; Streptophyta; Magnoliopsida; Sapindales; Anacardiaceae
Exons: 1
Coding region: 9-527 (172 amino acids)
Source: RefSeq, a predicted model, not a curated record
AAAAAAAAAUGCAGAGAAAGAGACUAACCAUUUUGAAGAAGGUCUCAAAUCUUCUCAAAACCUCCAUUUUCGUUGCCAAAAUGAGGAAGCCCAUCACCGCAAAGCUUGUUUUCCUCAAGAAGACGAGAAAGCUUAAGAGGUUUAAGCUUCUCAGGCAUUACAACAAUCACUUUCUUGAAGAGUACGAGUUCUCAUCAGCUUCAAGCACGCCUCUUAUUCAUUACCAGAAGAAACACUUCUUGAAGAACUCAAGCAACGGCGGCGGCCGCCUUGCAGAUGUAUACUCCAUGUUGUCUCUGUGUAGAUGUUUUGGAAUUGGAGGCUUGAAAAGUGAAGGUGUUGAUUACUCCUUGGCAAUGGAAACUCUGCCUGCAAUUACAAGGGAUCAGUUUGUGGAGCCUGCAGUAAGAGUAAUGGAGUUGGAUGACAAUGUAAAAGAAGAAGAAGACUCAGUCGAUCAGAGAGCCGAGCGGUUCAUUCAAUGGUUCUAUCAAGAGAUGAGAAUGCAGAGACAUGAUGCAGCUUAAUUACCUCUUAUUCAUUUAUUAAUUAUUUGGUUCUACUUCUCCACAGGAUUUUUAGAGAUGGUGGAGAAGUUAUAAUUUUUUUGGUAUUUUCAUUUGUUAAGUGUGUGACCUGUG